Pseudocercospora fijiensis CIRAD86 is the source of this 1182-nucleotide messenger RNA. RefSeq lists its product as uncharacterized. The transcript is spliced from 12 exons. Lineage: Eukaryota; Fungi; Ascomycota; Dothideomycetes; Mycosphaerellales; Mycosphaerellaceae. The record is from RefSeq and is a predicted model, not a curated record. The coding region runs from base 1 to 1182 and encodes 393 amino acids.
AUGCUAACAUGGAGGUACCUGCAAACUAGUAUUUGCCUUACGAAGCCCAAGUCUGUCGAUGGUACGCGCCAAGAUAUCGACGCACAACAUGAUACUAAAUACGGAGCAGAGGUCUUGCCAGGGUUGAGUCCAGAGCCUCGUAACCUACGUCACCCUUUCAUCAAUAAUAAUGGCCAGUAUUAUGGACCAUUGCACCACUGUGAAGUUCAUCUUCAUCCAAUACAGAAUCUCGAGGGAGACUCGGAUGCACAUAUGUGCACCACAAACGUUUCACACCCCGAUGCCAUCACAAAUGCCGCGAACCUUCUUCGCCAUACCCAGGUUCAAGGGUUUGAGGCUUGUAAAGUCUGCGGGAAGGCUGUGAACAGACCAGAAUUCUGCUUGUGCGCGGUGCUCUGCACGCAAAAUACCCUGCGCCACCAAACCUUGCUAUUGGGUAACGAAAAUGCUGAACCAGAAGGGGAUACAAAAAUACAAGCAAACAGCGAUCCGGAAAAGGCGGUCAUCACUACGAGUCAAUGCAGUGGAGGUGCAAUGAAGUGGUCUCUCUUUGCGCAAUUUCUUUUCUUCGUAACUUUCGUCUCCGCUCACGCAAGGGAUAGACGUUGGGACGAAUGGUGCGUGGAUUCACUCGACGCCCAAGAUUGGCUUGACAGGUAUCAAGCUUUCGAAAAUGGCACGGGCAGCGACCUGGGAGAUGCGAGAGCAACAGGCGAAGCAAUCAUCUCGGAUAAAUUCGAAGUGUUCUGCAAUUCUUGCGCGUUCUCCAGAGCGAUCGAAGCUGGCGAAGAGAACCGAAAGCUAAUGCCACGACCCCAAGCCACGCAUCAACGAGCCGCUCGACAUUGGCGGGAAAGCAGGAUACAUCAACGGAACAUUGAGCAAAAUGUAGGCCUUGACAGCGACUUGCAGAAAUUCGCGACCUUUCUGGUGGAUCAUUCCGAUGCCAAAGGGUAUCCAGUUCGUGGCUUCGCCGCAUUCACGGUCAGGAAGAAUCCUGAUCCCAAUGGCAAGUCCGCACUGGUAGCCACGCGAUUGGAGUCAGAGCUCAAUGACUUUGCUCGGGGACUGAAUAGACGGAAAGAGUAUCCCGCAUGCUGCAUACCGGUAAUUCUGGGAAGCCCUUUGAGGUACUUCGUGCACAGCUUUGGAGCUCAAUUCCAUGUCCUAACCGCGGCAUGA